This is a messenger RNA of Hylaeus volcanicus, 8477 nucleotides long. RefSeq names its product putative aminopeptidase-2. Lineage: Eukaryota; Metazoa; Arthropoda; Insecta; Hymenoptera; Colletidae. Bases 192 to 8327 code for a protein of 2711 amino acids. Gene Ontology annotation, cellular component: cytoplasm. The transcript has 32 exons. Gene Ontology annotation, biological process: proteolysis; peptide catabolic process. The record is from RefSeq and is a predicted model, not a curated record. Gene Ontology annotation, molecular function: zinc ion binding; metalloaminopeptidase activity; peptide binding.
AUCGUGAUACGCAUUAUUAUAGCGACGAGUAACUUUCACUGUUUAACGUAGCUACUUCGAGUAAAAGCAGUGAUUGAUUCUCUACCUGGAAGGAAGGUCUGCGACUAUGAAGAUACAUCGGCACAGGUGAUAGGCUGAACUGAAACACGAAUUUUCUACGAAUCAAACAGAGGAGAUAUUGAGACACCAUCAUGGAUAUAUUCCGGGUGGGGGUUUCAGUUACUGUUUUCGUUCUACUCAUCGUUGGAAAUCGAGCUGACUGGAGAAACGAUUACAACGAAGGAACAUCCACGCUAGAUGCCAAGGACUCGUUCGCCUUGGACUACCGACUGCCAAAAGCGAUUGUUCCCGUCCAUUAUGAUAUAACUUUAUCUCAAAUAAAUCUGGAUCCGUUAUCGGUUAAUCCCUUCAAAUUUGAUGGAAACACGGCAAUUCAAGCUUUUGUACAAGAACCGACUGAUACUAUAAUACUUCAUUCUGGAAGAAUUAAUAUAUCAGGGUUGAGCGUGCUACUUGACGGCAAACCAAUAGAUAUUGUAGUCAAGAACCAUAAUAUUCAAGAGAAAUAUGAAAUUGAACUGGAGAAGGUUUUGGCGAAGGGAGUAAAUAUUUCCAUCAAUUUCAAGUACACGGGUGAACUUAAAGAUGACAUGAUAGGAUUCUAUAGAAGUUCGUACAUCGACUCAAACGGAAAUAUUAGAUGGCUUGCUUCCACACAGUUUCAAACAACGCAUGCAAGACAUGCCUUCCCCUGCUUCGACGAACCGGACUUCAAGGCGACAUUUAAAGUUACAAUUUUGCUAGCGGACGGAUAUACUUGCCUCAGUAACAUGCGACUGAACAAACGCAUAGAAGCAGGAGAGGGCGAUUAUUGGCAUGAGUUCGAACAAAGUAUUCCCAUGUCAACCUAUUUGGUUGCUUUUAUGAUUGCGGACUUCGAGCAUAAUGGCGAUGACAACUUCAAAGUUUGGGCCAGACCUAAUGCAAUCAGUCAAACCCAGUACGCAUUGGACAUCGGUCCACGAGGCCUCAAACAUCUUGCCGAGUUGUUUAAACAACCGUACCAAAUUUCCAAGAUGGAUAUGGUGGCUGUGCCCGAUUUUGCAGCCGGCGCAAUGGAAAACUGGGGCCUUGUUACGUAUCGGGAAAGUAGAUUGCUGUACGACAAAAAAAUGUCUUCGGAUGUUGCACAACAAAGCGUUGCUUCGGUGAUCGUUCACGAAUUAACGCACAUGUGGUUUGGAAACAUGAUUACACCCGAAUGGUGGAGCUGCUUGUGGCUAAGCGAAGCAUUCGCCAGAUACUAUCAAUACUUUGGCACCGCACAGGUUGAAACAUCGUGGAAUAUGGAACAACAAUUUCUUGUAGAACAACAUCAAUCUGCACUCGGGGUAGACGGUCUCGAGACUUCCAAGCCUAUGACACGAAAUGUUUCCAGCUCGGCGGACGUCGCAGGAAUUGGUGACACUAUUACCUAUAACAAGGGAGCAAGUAUUGUACGGAUGAUGAGUUUUAUUUUCGGACAGGACGUUUUCAUAACUGGAUUACAAAAUUACCUCGAAAACAACAAAGAAAAUAAAGUGGCGAGUCCACAAAAUCUCUGGAAGGAACUUCAAUCAGAAAUAGAUCGUCGCAAUGAAAAGCUUGAUGCAACUGUGGAGAAAAUAAUGUCCACGUGGACAGAACAAUCUGGAUUCCCAGUAUUAACCGUUUCGAUUCAGAAUGGAGAAGCCACCAUGCGACAGCAGCGUUUCCUCUUGAGAAAUCUAAACAACUCACCGACGAAACUAACAUGGUGGAUACCCAUUACGUGGACCAGCGAAAACAAUCCAAGAUUUGAUAUUGUGAAUAUUAGGCAUUGGAUGAACAAGGAAAAUGAUAUGGUUAAGUUGGACACUGCUUCCGGAUGGGUGAUAUUCAACGUCCAAUCGAGUGGUUUCUAUCGAGUGAACUACGACAAUGCUUCUUGGUACCGUAUUAUCGACGUCUUAAAUAGUUAUAAAUAUAAAGAUAUACAUGUCCUUAAUAGAGCUGCCUUGGUUGAUGAUUUGUUGAAUUUGGCGAGAGCCGGCUUGGUUGACUAUAAAGUAGCAUUGGAUGGUGUACAAUACAUCGAACAGGAAACGAAUUAUUUGCCUUUUAAGUCCGCGUUUACUGCACUCAGUUAUAUUGAUCAACGUUUUUCUGGACACGAUACCUAUUACAAGGAAUUCAAGAGGUUUGUUUUGAAACUUGUCGAAGAGAGAUACAAUAACAUCGGGUUCCUGGAUGGCCCUAAAGACGACAGAUUAACAGUAUUAUUGAGAAGUGAACUCAACAAAUGGGCUUGCAACUACGACCAUGAAGGAUGCGUGUGGACUUUCAUUGGAAUGUUCCAAAAGUGGAAGACAAACAAUAUUUUAACAAUUCCUCCAAACCAACGAGCCACGGCAUAUUGUACAGCAAUUAGGUAUGGGACGAAAGAAGACUGGGAAUUUUUAUGGGACCAAUACUUCCAUUCCAACUUCGCCUCUGAUCAAUCGGUCAUACUGCAAGCUCUCGGUUGCACCGAAGAUAACAGUCUUCGAGAAAGAUACCUUUUCUAUGCGCUCAAAAGCUUUGAACAAAGCAGAAUUCGCAAACAGGAUAGCACCGCAGUAUUUUCUGCGGUUUAUGGCUCCAGUUUAUCCGGUGCAGAGUUUGUGCUAGAUUUCAUCGAUCGAUACCAUCUCAAUAUGACGGAAUAUUACAAAGGAACGGAUACAAUUUCCAGUAUUUUGUCAUCGGCUUCGCAACGUUUCUCAACCGCGGAGUUGGUCGACAAAUUUGAAAAGAUUAUCGAAAAGCAUAAGACGCCGUUGAAAGAUAUAUACAAUUCUUUGAUAACGUCGCUUGGCACCGCGCGAAGCGACUUAAAGUGGUUUAACACCAACGGGGAUCCGAUUUUGUCCUGGAUAACCGCUUUUAAUAAUAGACACGAUACGAAAGCCUAUAGACUGCCUGGAAACAUAAUUCCUCGCGAAUAUUCAAUUAACGUGACGCCGCAUAUCGGAGAGCUUUCCAAUUUUACAUUCGAUGGAUCUGUGCAAAUUUCUGCGGAUGUGACGAGCAAGACGGAAAGCAUCGUUUUGCAUGCAGCAGAUGUAACCAUCAAUCGGGUUAACGUUUUUGUAAACGACAAGGCACUUAACAUCGUGUCAAUGACAGUUACUAAAAAAUAUGAUUUCCUCACGAUCAAUCUUGGACAACAGCUGCAAGUUGGAGACCGUGUAAACAUUGAAAUAAAUUAUUCGGGCUAUCUGAACGAGGAAAUGCGCGGAUUUUAUAGGAGCUCGUACACGAACGAUCUCGGUGAAACGAGAUGGUUAGCUGCCACCCACAUGGAACCAGUUGCAGCUAGAAAGAUGUUCCCUUGUUUCGACGAACCAGCAUUGAAGGCAACCUUUUCGAUGACAGCCACGGUUCCACAAGGCUACAGUGCGAUUAGUAACAUGCCGAUUCAAAACUCAAUUAUACUUCGAAGCGGAGAAACGACUAUCAAAUUCAUGAAAACACCAAAAAUGUCCACGUACCUAGUGGCUUUAGUUGUUUCGGAUUUCAAUCGAACCGCAUCGGAGAUGAAUGCAGUGUGGUCAAGACCGAAUGCCAUUCUUCAGGGACAAUUCGCUGUAUCCGUCAUGAGCCCAUUAGUGACAUAUUACGAUAACUUAUUGGAAAUUCCAUACCAACUUCCAAAACUCGAUAUGGUGGCCUUGCCUGAUUUUGCAUCAGGUGCAAUGGAAAAUUGGGGUCUAUUGACUUACAAAGAAAGGAACGUGUUAUACGACGCAGAAGAAUCGACCGUUUCAACCAAACAAAGCAUAGCUAACGUUAUAUCGCACGAAAUCACUCACCAAUGGUUCGGAAAUCUUGUCAGCCCUCUCUGGUGGACCUAUACUUGGUUGAACGAAGGCUUCGCUAGAUACUUCCAAUACUUUGGAACCGCCAGAGCUCUGAAUUUCACCUAUGAUUGGAAUCUGGAGUCUCAAUUCGUGGUGGACCACCUUCACUCGGCUUUGGAGACGGACAGUUCAGCAACGAGCCACGCUAUGACUCAUGAAGUGUACAGUCCAACGGAAAUUAGAGGAAUGUUCGAUACAAUAUCUUAUGCUAAAGCUGCCAGCGUGAUACGAAUGUUGAGGAAAUUAUUUGGCCCCGACAUUUUUGAUUCGGCUCUUCGUAGCUAUCUGGCGAAACUGAAGUACGAUGUGGCCAAGCCUGAAGACCUAUUCGAUGCUUUCAAAGAAAAACUCAGUGAUGUGACAAUAAGGAACUCGUUUAACGACAUCAUGCAAUCGUGGACUACCCAACCUGGAUAUCCAGUCGUUCAUUUUAGCAUUCAAAAUAAACGUUUGAGUCUCAAACAGGAAAGAUUCCUAAUCGAACCGAAAAAUAGUAAUUCCACCGAUCCAACUUGGUACGUUCCUAUCACUUGGACAUCUCUGAACAAACCAAAUUUCGGUGACAUGGCACCAAAAUAUUGGCUCAGUAAGGCGCAGGACAGCAUCGUAUUUCCAGACGACAACGCAGAUAUAUUCAUAUUUAAUUUACAACAAACCGGCUUCUAUCGUACGAAUUACGACGAGGAUCACUGGCGGCGAAUAAUUAGUUUCCUGAAUUCAAACACAAACUCCAACGACUUCCAAACGAUCAAUGAGAUCAACCGUGCGGCGAUCAUCGAUGAUCUGAUGAAUCUUGGGAGAGCUGGAUACGUUGACUAUGAAAUCGUUCUAAACGCAACGCAAUAUCUACGCAAGGAAACUUCUUACGUUCCAUGGCGUGCGUUCUUCAACGGCCUAACUUAUCUACGCAGACAAAUCCAAGGAAGGGAUGCAUAUGACGCUUACAAGAGAUACUUAAACGCACUCAUACAACCGAUCUAUGAUUCGAUGAAAUUCGACGACAACGAGAAGAUGACUCAUGAAAGGAAGAUGUUGAAAAUGUACAUUCGCAAAUGGGCUUGCGAACUGGGAAUAUCCGAUUGCGAAUCAUCUGCAUUGAGAUACCUCGAUGAUUUGAUAAAUGGCAUAAUAGAUAAAAUUCCACCAAACUAUCGCAGUGUAUCAUAUUGUACAGCUGCUAGAGUAAAUCCAUCUGAUUACUGGUCAGUUUUGUGGGAGAACUACUUGAGUGCAGCCGUUGCUUCGGACAAAGCAGUUAUUCUUCAGUCCGUAACUUGCACCACCAAUGCCAUUUACCUUGAUUCCCUACUGCAAAAAGCUAUUCAUAAGGGUUCUGACAUACGAUUCGAAGACAGCUCUAGCGUAUUUAGCAACGUUAUAAGUGCCAGCUUGGAGGGCGCUGAUUUUGUAAUGGAUUUCAUUAAGAAUAACUACAACAAAAUGCUCGCGUACUACAACGACGUUUCUACUAUCAAAAGUAUGGUCACCGUUCUUGGAAGAAGGUUGACUACGGAUUCGCUUUACACAAAGUACAUGGAUUUAAUCGCUUGGCUUGCCCAGAAAGACCCAUCGAUAAGAAGCUCUUUGAAUGCUUAUAAAAGUCGCGUGAAUCAGGAGUUGAGCUGGGCCGAUAAAUACAUCCCGAAAAUACACGAAUGGAUGGAGAGGAAUUAUCCAGAUCUCAGUUAUCGUUUACCUUCAUCGGUUUCUCCACUGAAGUACAAUGUUUUGCUUGCUCCCUAUUUCCAAGAAAAAAAUUUCAUGUUCACUGGAAACGUUCAGAUAGCGAUGAAACGUCACAGAAGUACAUCUCGUUUAGUCCUCAACAGUCACCAACUCAACAUCAAGAACGUGUCACUCUACGAAAGCGAUUCGAAUUUGAACAAGGGCAAACCGUUAAGCCUAAAUAGGUUCGCGAUAAACGAAACCAGGCAAAUGCUCACGAUAUUCACGAACAACUUAAUCAAGAGCGGAGAGAUAAUAAUCGACAUCGAAUUUAACGGAACCUUAAACGAUAAUUUAGAAGGGUUCUAUCGAAGUUAUUAUUUCGACAGUGAGAACCAUAUUCGAUGGUUAGCAACGACUCAAUUUGAACCCACGUACGCCAGAAAAGCAUUCCCCUGCUUCGAUGAGCCAGCUUUUAAAGCUAAGUUUGUAAUACAGAUUGAAAGGCCUAAGGACUACAUCGCCCUUAGCAAUAUGCCUUCUACUGGUGUGUCACCAUCGGAGGUUUCAGAUCGCGUGCGGGAAUCAUUUGCAGAGACCGAACUAAUGUCGCCGUAUUUAGUCGCAUUUGUCGUUUGCGAUUUCAAACCUGUCAGAGAUUCAUACGUCAAAGUGAAUAUAUGGGGCAGACCCGAAAUUUCGGCAAAUGGUGAUUACGCGCAGGUUGCUGCGAUGCGAAUGCUGGACCUCUUAGCCACGGAAACAGGACACGAGUAUACUCUACCGAAAUUGGACUUGAUAGGAAUCCCCGAUUUCUCGAUGGGUGCUAUGGAAAACUGGGGUCUUGCCACAUUUAGAGAGUACGGCCUAUUCUACAAACACAAUGUGACAACGGCUAAAUAUGCGGAUUACAUACUCACUAUAAUAGCCCACGAGCUUGCCCACAUGUGGUACGGAAACUUAGUCACUUGCGACUGGUGGGAUCAUAUUUGGCUCAACGAAGGAUUCGCAGAAUACAUGCAAUGGCGGAUUGCUAGUUUAUUCAAACCUAGCCACGGUUUCCAAGAUCUUUUCGUCGUCGACGAGUUGCAAGCAGCGAUGCAGAGCGAUGACUUCCCUUCGUCACACCCUAUGAACCAUCCUGUUAGUACACCAUCGGAAAUAGCCAAUGUCUUUGACACCAUCACGUACGGAAAAUCAUCCAGUGUACUGCGGAUGAUACAUAAAUCAUUGGAUCCAGAUGUUUUCUCGAAGGCAACGUACCAGUAUUUGCUUCGUCGUCGGUACAAUACUGCAACACCGAAAGACCUUUGGGAAGCUUUCGACGACGCCAUCAAAGAGACGAACGCUCUUGGAAAUUGGGAAAUUUCAAUGGAAACAUUAAUGGAAAAUUGGACUAAUACAGCGGGAUAUCCUCUUGUAACUGCGUCAUUCUACAACGGUAGAAUAACGCUAACUCAGAAACGUUUCUCACUGAAAAAUAAAUACCUGUCCGAGGGUUUCUACUUUUGGAUACCAAUCACAAUAGCAUCUUCCUCUAACGUGAAUUUCAUAACGACUUCAACGAAGAUUUGGUUGGGGCCAAAUAGAAUGGAGAUAAUGAAUCCGAGUACAGACGACUGGUUCCUCCUAAACGUUCAGCAGAGCGGUUACUAUCGCGUCAACUAUGACAAAGAUUCGUGGUUACGUUUGAUGUUAGCGUUAAAAAAACCAACGCACAGCUCGAUCCAUGUGACAAAUCGCGCUCAAAUCGUCGACGACCUUCUAAAUUUGGCUCGCGCAGAUCACAUAGAUUACGAGCUAGCGCUCAAUGGCACUGCGUACCUAAAGAAGGAGAAAGAUUACCUGCCCUGGAAAGCGUUCUUCAAUGGCAUCAAUUUCAUCGUACAGCGUUCCGAAGGUCACAACAACACUCUCUCGGCACUUAACGAGUACAUCUUGAAGUUAACGUCAGAGAUUUACGAGAAAAUUGAUUUCGUGGAUAACGACGACGAAAACCACUUGAAUCAGUUGAGCAGGGAUCUGAUUCUAACAUGGGUUUGCAAAUUCAACGAAACGAAGUGCGUGGAUACGGCUAAGAAAUCGUUCGCCAAUUGGCGCAGCAGUUCAGUAAACAGAAUUUCACCAAAUGCAAGGCCAGCCAUGUACUGUACAGCCAUAAGAUUUGGAUCCGAUGCUGAUUGGCGCUUCUUGUGGGAACAAUACCUGGCCACACAGUUUGCUUCGGAAAAAAAAAUUAUACUAGACGCCCUUGGUUGCACGCGACAAGAGACGUUACUGCGCGAAUACAUUCAAUACGCAUUGAGUCGUAAUUACACGGCGAACAUUCGAAAACAGGAUGUCAGUGCGGCACUUGCUUCUAUCUACACCUCAGGACAAUUUGGACUAGAAGUGAUGUUGGAUUACCUGUUACAAAAUUAUGAAAACGUCUAUGCACAUUAUGGUGAAUGGAACAGCGUUGGACAAUUAUUCUCUAAAGUGGCAUCUCGCAUAUCCACUCCACAACAAAUUGAAAAGCUCAGCAACUUUAUAAAAACGAAAGGGAAAAACAUCAUAUCCAUUUUAUCUACCCUAGAAUCAUCACUUAAAACCGCAGAGGAUAAUUACAAAUGGUACCAGACUCACUAUAAUCAAAUUCACACAUGGUUGAGUUGGUACAAUAACGGUGGAAUCGUUUUUAGUAGCUUAGGUAUAGUUUCCAUGACGAUAUUUUCAAUAAUCGUAUACAUGCUAAGUCAGUAAAUAUUGCAAAUUAUAACUGAAUAAGAACUGAGAUAUGUUAUGUUGAUAUAUAUAAAACGUUAAAAACCGAAACAUAUUCUAUAGAAAUUAAGUAUUGCAUCAAUAGUAUUAUUAUAAAAUAAAGCAAAUAAUAUAUAAGUUUAUUUCUGA